Messenger RNA from Ictalurus punctatus (channel catfish), 624 nucleotides. RefSeq names its product putative oncoprotein nm23 (gene nm23). Gene Ontology annotation, molecular function: nucleoside diphosphate kinase activity. The record is from RefSeq and is marked provisional. Lineage: Eukaryota; Metazoa; Chordata; Actinopteri; Siluriformes; Ictaluridae. Gene Ontology annotation, biological process: regulation of apoptotic process; CTP biosynthetic process; GTP biosynthetic process.
GUGUCUCUUUGUCCCGGCCUCUCACCGCAUAGUGUCAUGGCUGCCAAGGCUGAACGCACCUUCAUCGCCAUCAAACCUGACGGAGUUCAGCGAGGACUCAUUGGUGACAUCAUCAAACGCUUCGAGCAGAAAGGCUUCCGCCUCGUUGCUCUCAAGUUCCUUCAGGCGUCUGAGGAUCUGUUGAAGCAGCACUACAUUGACCUGAAGGACCGCCCCUUCUACCCUGGCCUCGUCAAGUACAUGAGCUCCGGACCUGUUGUUGCCAUGGUAUGGGAGGGUCUGAACGUGGUGAAGACGGGUCGUGUGAUGCUGGGAGAGACGAACCCGGCUGACUCCAAGCCCGGCACCAUCAGAGGAGACUUCUGUAUCGAAGUGGGCAGGAACAUCAUCCACGGUAGUGACUCUGUAGAAAGUGCCAAUAAAGAGAUCUCCCUGUGGUUUAAACCUGAGGAGCUGGUCUCCUUCAAGAGCUGCGCUUUCAACUGGAUCUACGAGUAAAGUGGACCAUACCAUCUCCCUCCAUCUCCAUUUGGUUCAGUCUGAACUCGCAUCUGUUCCCUUUCAACGCUGUACCUUUUGAGUUUAUAACUGGUGCAUUUAAUAAAGUCUUCAUGAAAGUGUUCU